GUCGGGUGUACCCCCUCGACAUUGCCGCCACGCCGUCGUCAUCUUGCUUGUCUUGGCUACAGGACGAGAGGGAUUUUUGCUAAAGUUGAAUGAAACUUUCGCAUUUUGCUACGGAUUGAAUUCUUUUUUGCCCGUUUCUAUUAAGGGAACCCAAGGUACGGCACAUCCUAUCAUUCCUGUCUCUACUUGCAAGCAUUGUCUGGCUCUUAAGUGGUGCCAGUGCGCAGGGUUUAGAGCAGGGCAUUGUGAUAAAUGUCACCAGCGGUAACCCAAUCAACGUAGCAGAAAGGGGGAAUUUGACUAUCACUGCGCUCUGCGAAUCUGUUCCGAAUGCAUCUCACAAAACGUUGAUCAGGAACGAUGCUUUCGUGGUGCCAUCUUCAGUAAACUGCACGUGUCACAUGACGCAGCCGAGCUGCACAUUUACGAUCAGAAAUGUGGAUCGCAGCCACUCUGGCAAUUAUUCAAUCUACGUCAACAAUUCGCAAGGAGAACACAAGAGUAUCAUUACCAGAGUUAAUGUACAAUACGCCCCAAUCUGUAUCUGGCUUCAACCCCUGCAGAUGUCGGUCAUAGAGUUCGAGAGAGUGACCUUUGAUGUAUCCAUACCAGUGCCGAACCCCCCUGUCUCCUCCGUCCAGUGGCUGUAUCAGGGCAGCCCCAUCAACAUGACCAACCCCAGUUACAGCGGCGGCACAGUCGCCACACCACCUCUUACUAUAGGCCGAGCAGUCAGGAGCGACGCCGGGGUGUACAACUUCACGGCUAGCAACAUCAUCGGGGGGCUCACACAAUCAAACUGCACUACCAAUCUCACUGUUUACUAUGGUCCUGAUCUAGACUGCGUGGGCCCACAAACUGUAACAAUCAAUGAGACGGACAGUUAUACAUUUGCAAUUGAUGUUACGUCUUAUCCGAUCUUAUCACGUGUCGACUGGUUCAAGGGUGGAAACGUUAUAGACAGAAGUGACACACGUUUCGUCCAUGGUAACGUCGCCAGUCCAUCCUUAACACUGAACAACGCUAAUCGUAACGACACCGGGAACUACAACGUCACUGUCACAAGCGACGUCACUCGACGUUUUGUUUCUGGUUGUAAUACCAACCUUACAGUUCAAUACCGACCAAGAUGUAAGCUACAACUUCCAACUCAAUAUGACAUCACUGAAGGUAGCAGCAUUACAAUCAACAUCACAGUGAUGUCGUUACCUUCUCCAACGUUUGUGGGCUGGAACCUGAACGGCACCGCCAUCGCCAGAAACAACUCUCACUACAGUGGCGGUAACGUUACAGUCCCAUCCCUUACCAUAAGCGACAUACGGCGAAAUGACACUGGGUUUUACUCCAUACAAAUCAACAAUGUCGUGGGCGGAGUUGUAGAUAACUGCCGGGUCUUCGUCCGAGUCCUCUAUCGCCCUGAGUGCAUUAUCCUGUCAAACACCUCCUUAUUGGUCACCGAACAUUCUUCCCUAACAAUCAACGCCGCCAUCGACGCCGUCACGCCACCGACCGUGGUCGACUGGAAACUCAACAACAUCUCUGUCAGUAGGACUGGGGGUCGGUAUACUGGAGGCAACAGCUAUCAGAACCCAUCGUUGAACAUUUUGGGUAUCACACGUCGAGAAGCGGGUACAUAUACCCUGACUGCUUCGAACUCCGUCGGGAAUGUUGUGAACGAGUCGAACUGCAGCGUCAAUGUUGCCGUACAAUAUCUGGACAGUUGCGAUAACCUCAGCUAUCCGGUGUGUGUAAAUGAUUCAGAAACCCUUAAUUGUUCGGUGAGAUUUCUGCCAUCCUUGAACACUGUGACGUGGAGAAAGAACGGGGCUGUACUGGAUGUGUCCAGUCCCCGCUACAGCGGUGGAACUGUAUCUUCACCUGAUCUCACAAUUUCCUCUGUUCUGCCAAGUGAUGAUGAUGUCUACACCUGCGAAGUAGAGAACGUCGUUGGUGUAGCUGGAUGCCAGAUUACAUUGAACGUCUUCACUCGACCCAUCGUCCACGUCCCAAACACGAACAUAACGUUGGUUGAAGGACAAACCUCCUCCAUAGGUUGCUCCGUGGACAUGCGCGUGAAACCAAGUCCCGCCGUCGUUCACUGGUUUAAAGAUUGCUUCAAUCUCAACUCUCCCUCUGGUCGGUAUGGUAAUGGGGAUAUUAACAAUCCUAGUCUGAGAAUCACCGAUAUCAAGCGCCAGGAUGCCGGGAUGUACAUAUGUGGAGCAGUCAAUGGUGUCGGCGACAGUCACUCUGCCGUCAUUACUGUCACGGUGGAAUAUCCGCCAACGGUCGUGGUAAAAUACAAUAACUACGGUUUCCACGAGGGAUCUGACACAACGUUGUGGUGCUAUGUCAACUCAUACCCUCUCGUGUCUCCACAAAACAUCACGUGGGUGCGCGAUGGGCAGUUUGUGAUACCCAGCACUUCCUGUAGUGACGUCAGACCCAACUUGCGGAUUUGCAAAGUGGACACGAAUACGGCUGGCAGAUACAUCUGUAGAGCCCGCCAUCGACUGGCAUCUGUUAGUAGCGAUAUCAUUACUGUACACAUCAGAGAUGUGUGUCCUACAAUCGUUACAAAUUUUACCCUAGAUGUUUCCACAAGUACAAGCUCGGGGUGUAUCAGCGGUCGUCUCAAGGUCCAGCUGAAAGGAACGCCAUCUAGCGGCACUGUCUGUGGGAAGACGUGGACCUCGGCGGAAACAGGAGUUGUCUGUGGCAUGAUGGGAUACAAGUAUGGCGCUCAUUGGAUGAGUGGUGGAGGCGGGGGACUAAUACAUCUCGGUGACGUCACUUGUUUAACAGGGGCGACAACUCUAAAUCAAUGUCGACUUUCCUCCAUUUCAAACUGUACUCAUGACAAUGACCUCUGGCUAAUGUGUUGUCCUAGUACAGUCACGUCUCCAGCUGUGGCGGUGCUAACGACCACAAAAACCCCAACAGCAGGAUCGACUUGCCAGUGCAGGGAUGAAGUGAUCUCUCUCCCCGUGAUUGUGAUUGUCCUCGUUAUCGCUAUCGUCUGCCUGAUUGUCGUUGUCAUCUGCCUGAUAGUCGUCAUGUGCUGUGGGUGCUGCGGGUGCUGUUCAUGCUUUUCGGAGUGUUCCUGUGGAGGUGGAACGAAAGGGGGUGAUUGUCAUUGUAACAGCGAUGGCAAGUGUCAUUGUAACAGCGAUGGCAAGUGUUGCUGCAAGUGUCAUUGUAACAGCGUUGGCGAGGGUGGUCGCAAGAGUGGGUCUGACUGUCCAUGUGGAACGAAAGGGGGUGAUUGUCAUUGUAACAGCGAAGGCAAGUGUCAUUGUAACAGCGAUGGCAAGUGUUGCUGCAAGUGUCAUUGUAACAGCGUUGGCGAGGGUGGUCGCAAGAGUGGGUCUGGCUAUCUAUGUGGAAUGAAUUGGGGUGAUUGUUGUCGUAACAGCGUUGACGAGGGUGGUCGCAAGAGUGGAUCUGACUGUAUAUGUACUCACACGCCACACUGUCGCUGUGAAGGAAAGAAGACAAAAGGACGAGAAACGCUAACUCAACCAACAAACAAAUGCCCAAUACAGAUAGACCUAUUUUGUGGAAUGAAUUGGGGUGAUUGUCGUCGUAACAGCGUUGGCGAGGGUGGUCGCAAGAACGGGUCUGGCUGUCCAUGUACUCACAAGCCACACUGUAGAUGCAAAGGAAAAAUGCCAACUGAACCAACAAACCAAUGCCCAAUACAGAUAGACCCAUUUGGUGGCGACCCAUCAGAACGUGAAGGGCUAAAAGAAAGAAACAGCAACCCUCCCAAAGAAGAUCUUCCUGCACCGAGAACUGAGAAUAGUUUGACAAGGGUGGAAGAUGAUGUGAAUGACGCAAUCAACGGUUUUCUGAUAUCAGAGAAGAAAAAGAAGAGGCACAGACCUAAAUUGAGGAAACCAGAGCCAGUGAAAGAUGCCCCAUUCCCAGAACCCGUGGUGUUCAUUUAUCGAAAGCAUAUGCCUGAUGAAUCAAAUGCCUGAUUCACCUUUAUAUAAAUGUCAUCGUAUCCCAGCUGCGUGGAUCGAUGCUCAUAAUGUCAAUCACUGGAUUGUCUGGUCCAGACUCGAUUAUUUACAGACUGCCGUCAUGUAGCUGGAAUAUUGCUGAGUGCGGCGUUAAACAACAAACAAACAAAUUAGAUAUAUGUAUAGGGGUUGCAUCGGACAAAUUAUGAAUAUAUCCGAAAGUGGAACAAAUGAUUAUUUUUGGGGAAUCCACGAAGCUGAAACCUUAUAUGGAAAGGUCAAAAAUGAAAGUUAUGUAAAUAUUAAAAUAAACAUCCUCCCCAUAAAACAAAGAAACUGUGAAUGAUACCAGGUAGUUUUUGUUAAGUGAGUGAGUGAGGUUUUGUACCCAUGUCGGGAAUCGAACCCGGGUCUUCGUCGUGACCAGCAAACGCUUUAACCAUUAGGCUACCCGACCGCUCCAGUUUUUGUUAAGACAUCAUGGGUUUCGUGAUCAACGUACGCUUGUUUCCUAUAUGAUGAAACAUAACAUUGAGAUAUUGUACAACGUAACAAUUUCAAGUCCUUUGCCAAACAGUCAAAUAAAACUACACGUGUAAGCUCAUUGCAGUCACAUUGGUAGCACUGAAGUCAGCUGUACAAAAACAAACCAGAUCAAAAUUAAAACAAAUGAUUGUUCAGAAGGUUUAUUAAAACGAUAAUACUUUAAACAACUAGGAAGCCAAUCUAGACCAGCUUGGGGAUCAGGGGAAACGGGUGGCCCAGUUGUCUAAGUUGCCGCAUUUCGCUGUGCAGAGUUGCGUCUCUUGGGCACGCCAGAAACCAAUGAUUGUGGGUUCGAAUCACGGUUCGCC
This is a messenger RNA of Haliotis rufescens (red abalone), 4822 nucleotides long. RefSeq names its product titin-like. Lineage: Eukaryota; Metazoa; Mollusca; Gastropoda; Lepetellida; Haliotidae. The coding region runs from base 402 to 3983 and encodes 1193 amino acids. Gene Ontology annotation, biological process: cell-cell adhesion. The transcript is spliced from 31 exons. Gene Ontology annotation, cellular component: cell-cell junction; membrane. The record is from RefSeq and is a predicted model, not a curated record. Gene Ontology annotation, molecular function: cell adhesion molecule binding.